Molecule: messenger RNA, 819 nt
Organism: Raphanus sativus (radish)
Lineage: Eukaryota; Viridiplantae; Streptophyta; Magnoliopsida; Brassicales; Brassicaceae
Exons: 2
Source: RefSeq, a predicted model, not a curated record
AUGAACUUUCCAGAACUCCCCCGUAGGUUAUACACAUUAGGGGAAGAGCCAGAACCCCACAAUAGCAUUUCGUAUCAUACGGAUAACACGAAGUUGCAUACUGCUCUUAGGGAAGCUCUCACUGAUGCUGAAUUUGAAGAGCUCAAGGAGUCGAGAUUGGGAGUUUUCAUCAAGUUCAAGGAGCAGGGAUUUGGUUGGGCUUCAAGGCUGGUUCACCACUUGCUCGGUUUAAAGCUGGACAUUAAGAAGAAGUACGAGAUGUGGUGUCUCGUUGGUCCAGAACCUGCGAGGUUUUCACUGUUAGAGUUUGAAAACAUCACUGGUCUAAACUGCGACUACAUCGAGGACCUUGAGACACCAGAAUGUGAAGUUACCCCACAGAUGGUUUCUUUCUGGGAGAUGAUGGGAGUUCAUCGGGAAGCUGGGCCAAGUACUGAUCAGAUAAUAGCAGCACUGAAGAGAUGCGGGGAUUGGUCCAGGGAAGAUCGCAAGCGACUCGCGUACCUUUCCAUCUUCACUGGAUUCAUUGAAGGGAAAAAGUUCUCAAGCGCUACACGAGCUACUCUCGCAAGGCUAGUGAUGGAUUUAGAAAGGUUUGAGAAUUAUCCAUGGGGGAGAGUCGCGUUUAAGGUGCUGAUGGACUCUUUGUGGAACAAAGAUAUUACUGGCUGUUACACCGUGGAUGGCUUUAUACAAGUUCUUCAGGUCUGGGCGUACGAAGCUAUUCCGGGAUUGGGUGCUAGUAUUGGUCUACCCAGAGCAAACAGUCCGUCUCCACCGAUUCUGGCUUACGACGGCAGCAGAGGCCGCAGAUUCAUG